Molecule: messenger RNA, 5680 nt
Organism: Cicer arietinum (chickpea)
Lineage: Eukaryota; Viridiplantae; Streptophyta; Magnoliopsida; Fabales; Fabaceae
Product: protein ESSENTIAL FOR POTEXVIRUS ACCUMULATION 1
Molecular function (GO): protein binding
Source: RefSeq, a predicted model, not a curated record
UAACCUACGUUUUCUCCUUACCCUUUCCCCUUCGGCCUUCAUCUCUCUAUCUCUCUUUCUCACAUCGAAGAGUUUUCGUUUCAGUGUGUUCACUCGGUUCCUUCUUAACUCAAUCUUGUUCGUUGAUCAUCACCGCCAUCAUCAUCCAUGGCUCAAAACUCAACCUCCGAUACUCGUCACCACGCUAACUCUGCACCUCCACUUCAGAUCUCCAAAGAUGUCCAAGGCUCUGAUGUUUCUAUUCCACUUUCUCCGCAAUGGCUUCUGCCAAAGCCAGGGGAGAGUAAAUCUGGAACAGGAAAUGUGGAAAACCGUGUGAUCUCAAACCCAUCACAUGGCAGCCGCCCAGAGACCAUGAAGACAUAUGGUGAUGGAGAGGAUGGACUUGAUGCCCAGAAGAGGAAGGAUGUCUUUAGACCAUCCAUGUUUGACUCAGAAAGUGGACGUCGUGAUCGUUGGCGUGAUGAAGAGAGAGACACUAAGUCCUCCAUUCGUAAGGAUCGUUGGAGGGAUGGGGACAAAGACUUGGGUGAUUCUCGGAAGGUGGACCGAUGGGGUGAAAAUUCAGCUCCAAAGAACUUAGGAGAAGCACGUCGUGUUACAUCUGAUAAUCAUAGAUGGAAUGAUUCGGGAAACCGAGAAGCUAACUUUGAUCAACGGCGUGAGAGCAAGUGGAACUCACGUUGGGGUCCCAAUGAUAAGGAGCCAGAAGGUCGUGAAAAAUGGAGUGACUCUGGAAAAGAUGGUGAUAUACAUCAGGAUAAAGGUUUGUCUCAUGGGAAGGAUGAGAAGGAAGGAGAUCACGUUCGACCAUGGAGACCCAACUUUUCACAAAGCCGUGGAAGGGUAGAGGGAAGGGUAGAGCCUCCUCAUUCCCAAAGUACACCGCCAAACAAACAAGUCUCUACAUUUUCCUAUGGUCGUGGUCGUGGGGAUAAUACACCUCCACUCUUCAGUCUUGGACAGGGCCGUGGUGGCUCUGGUGGUAGCCCUUUAAAUAGCCCGUAUUCUGGAGUUGCACUGGAAAAUGUCGAAAGUGGACAUGAAGAACCUUGCCCCUUCAGAUACAACAGGACAAAAUUGCUUGAUGUGUACAGAGUGACUAAUAUGGGUACAAAUAAAAAACUUGUUGAUGAUUUUGUGCAGGUUCCGAAUCUUACACAGGAUGAACCAUUGGAGCCACUUGCUCUUACGACACCAAAUUCUGAGGAACUGUCUGUCUUAAAUGGUAUUGACAAAGGGGAAAUAAUCAGUAGCAGUGCACCUCAAGUGACAAAAGAAGGAAAGGGCUCAACAGAUUUUACACAUACUAGACGAAUGAAGCCUGGAAUCACUCCUCUCCAAGAUAGAGGAGAAGAUGGGGGUUCUUACAAAGUAUCUGAUGAGUUGUCCAGUAAUAGAGAUUCAUCCUUUGAAGGAAAUAGUUCUCUUCAUCCGGGAUCUGCAUGGCGAGCCACACCAGCAGGUGAACACACAAGUACUUUCUUGCACAAUAGCAGAGAUGUACCUAGUGAUGUUAGACAAAGGAAAUCAGAUGCGAGUACACACCAGCCAAAGGAUCCUCAUAGUCAAUGGGAAAGUAGUUUGGGUUUUGUAUCCGACUCGAAGGAAGUAGGUAAGUGGCAAGCAAGUGAAGAUCCCGUUGUAAAGAGACAGCUAUCUGGUAUUUUGGAAAGUGAACUUGGAGCCAGAAGAGUACCACCAACGGCUCCAGAGGAGUUAUCCCUUUUGUAUAAGGACCCUAAGGGUCAAAUCCAAGGACCAUUUAAAGGAAUUGAUAUUAUUGGAUGGUUUGAGGCUGGAUAUUUUGGUAUUGAUUUACCUGUCCGUCUGGAAAAUUCAGCUGUUGACUCACCAUGGUUUUCUCUUGGUGAUGUCAUGCCACAUUUGCGAGCUAAGGCCCGACCACCACCUGGAUUUCCUGCACCAAAACCGAAUGACUUGGCAGAAAUAACUAACCGCCAAAAUCCUGGUACAUUUGGAAAUACCCUCACUGGCUUGAGUGAGGCUGAGAUGUUGAAAAGUGAUUCUAGACAUCGACAGGGUUCUGAUACUGGAGUUGAAAAUAGGUUUCUGGAGUCACUCAUGUCUGGUAACAAAAGUAGUUCUACACUCAACAACCUGGCAGUAUCCGAAGGUUUUCAAGGGUUUGCUGGCAAUAACUCUGGUAAUCUCGGCCCAUCAGGAGUAGAUAGUGGAAACAUGUAUUUGCUUGCCAAGAGGUUAGCACUUGAACGCCAGAUGUCCCUACCCAAUUCUUAUCCGUAUUGGCCGGGUCAGGACGCAGCAUCCCUUGCUCCAAAAUCAGAUGUCCCUGAUGUGUCACUGCAUUCAAGUCUCUUGUCUUCAGCGAGCGACAAUUCACGUCAACCUCAGUCCCAAAAUUCCGAGUUGUUGUCGAUAAUCCAAGGAUUAUCCUCCGACAGGACAUCUGCAGGCAUAAAUAAUGGUACUGCUGGAUGGCCAAAUAAUCCCGUACAAGGUGGAUUGGAUCUCCUUCAUAAUAAAAUUGACUCCCUUCAUGAUCAGAAUUUCCCUCAAAUGCCGUUUGGAAUUCAACAACAAAGACUGACACCGCAAAAUCAGUUGUCUCUAAGCAAUUUACUAUCUCAAGCUACUGAUAACCCAGCUGGUGCUUUGACAGCAGAGAAGAUACUUUCUUCUGGAAUACCACAAGAUCCACAAAUAAUGAAUCUGCUGCAACAGCAAUAUUUGUUGCAGUUGCAUUCUCAAGCAGCUGCUUCAGCUCCUCAAUUGCCCCUGUUAGAUAAACUCCUGUUACUGAAGCAGCAACAGAAGCAGGAAGAGCAGCAGCUGUUCUUGCGGCAACAACAGCAACAAUUGCUUUCCAAAAUGUUGCAGGAUCAACAGUCGAGCCAGCUUUUUGGCAAUUCAUCUUAUGGACAGUUGCAAAGUGCAUUACCAAUGGGGAAUUUGCGUGUGGAUCCUUCUCAACUUCAACCACCUCAGGAGAUUUUUCCCAUGAGCUCCCAGAUACCAAUUCCUAGUGUGCACAAUGAAAUUAAUACCAGUUCUAUGAAUUUGCAUCUUCAAGUCACCCAAGACACCAGUAAUACAGUUACUAGUAAAGCUUCAACUAUGCGUCUGCCUCACCAGUUAUUUGGGGAUACUACCCCUCAGAAUAACUGGGCACCUACUCUUGCUGAGCAAAUUAAUGAUAAGUAUCAGAAGCAAACGCCAGCGUCUCAUGUCGAGAGUUCACUAUUGCAUGAUCUGAACAGGUCCAAAGAGGAACCCCACAUUGUGAAGGAACCUGUUUCUGUUUCUGACUAUACUGCUAAGUCAUUGGAGCAGGUACCGGGAAGCACCUUCAAACCAGAUGUUGUCAUACCUGCAACUUCUAUGCCUUCUGAGAAUUCAAUACAUUUACAGGGUGAUGCCCCUGCUGUUGAUAUAUCCUCAGCCGUAUCUAGUGGGAUUGAAUUACCACCAGCUAGUCAUCUUGGUUCAGAUAUGAAGUUCAAAUCAAAUAUUGCACAUCAAGAGCAGCUGGCUGUAAUAGACAGCUCCAAUGCUGAGCCAUCUGUGGGAGACGAUGAACGGAAUGUUGAAGCACGUGAACCCAAAAAAGCUGCAGAGAAGAAAUCUAAGAAGCAAAAAUCAAACAAACCUCAAUCUGCUGACCAAGCAAAGGGUUUGCUGAAAAACAAAACUUUGCAGCCAUCAAAGCAGUCGGAAGUUGAAAUACCAAAUUUUAAUGAGUUGGGUGAAACCAACAACAAUGGGCUAAAUGAAACAUAUGUCAGUGCCCCAGCUGCCAGUGUUAGUAGAAACAUGACUGAAACAUUCGUUGCAGGUGAGUCUAAGACAGUUGGUUCUGUUUCCACUCAAAAUACCGAAGCUCCUGCCGGACGAGCCUGGAAACCUGCUCCAAGUGUCAAGCCAAAGUCGUUAUUAGAAAUUCAACAGGAAGAACAGAGAAAGGCAGAGACUGAAAUGCUUGUAUCUGAUGUCGCAGCUUCUGUCAAUUCUAUGAGCCUGGGAACUCCCUGGGCUGGGGUGGUGACUAAUCCAGACUCUGUUAAGGUAUUUAGUGAAAGUCACAGAGAAGACAAUACAGGAUUUUCUGUUAAAUCUCAAUCUUCUCAGAAUCUUAAGAGCAUGAAAAGUCCGCUGCAUGAUCUAUUAGCUGAAGAAGUUUUAAAGAAAUUUAAUGAAACAGAUGCGGAGGUUCCAGAUAGCACGUUGUCUUUGCAUGAUAUUGCUGUGCAUUCAGAACCAGUUGAUGAUGGUACCUUCAUAGAGGCAAAAGAAUCUAAAAGAAGCCGAAAGAAGUCAGGGAAAUCAAAGGGUUCAGGAGUUAAAGCCCCAGUUCCUGCCUUGUCUGCUGAAGUACCUAUAUCUUCAAGCCCGAUUGAAAAAGGUAAAAGUUCCCGAUCUGCUCAGCAGGAGAAAGAAGUAUUGCCUUCAAUCCCUGCAGGACCCUCCCUGGGAGACUUUGUUCUUUGGAAAGGAGAGCGGGAGCAACCCAUCCCAUCUCCUUCUCCAGCAUGGUCUACUGAUUCUGGUAGGGUCCCUAAACCGACUUCCUUACGGGACAUUUUGAAGGAGCAGGAGAGAAAAGCUUCUUCUGCAGUGCCUGCGAUCCCAAUGCCUACACCUCAGAAAUCACAGCCUGCCCAAGCUAAUUGGAGCAGUACUUCUUCAAGGUCAAUUUCAGCUUCCUCUCCAUCUAAAGCCGCCUCUCCAAUUCAGAUAAAUUCACAUGCUUCCCAUCAAUCAAAAUAUAAAGGGGAUGAUGAUUUGUUCUGGGGUCCAAUUGAACAAUCCAAGCAAGAAACUAAGCAGUCAGAUUUUCCUCAGCUGGCUAGCCAGGGAAGCUGGGGUUCGAAAAAUGUACCCCUCAAAGGUAAUUCACCAGGAUUUUUAACCCGGCAGAAAUCAGCAAGUGGCAAGCCAACUGAGCGACCUCUACAAUCACCACCUGCCUCUUCUCCAUCGGCGCUGAAACUGAAAAAAGAUGCCAUGACUAAGCAUUCUGAGGCCAUGGGCUUCAGAGAUUGGUGUGAGAAUGAGUGUGUUAAGCUCAUUGGGACAAAAGAUACAAGUUUCCUUGAAUUUUGCUUGAAGCAAUCCAGAUCAGAAGCUGAGACCCUUCUUAUAGAAAACCUUGGAUCAUAUGACCCUGACCAUCAAUUCAUUGAUAAAUUCCUCAAUUACAAAGAGUUGUUACCAUCGGAUGUGUUGGACAUAGCUUUCCAGAGUAGGCAUGACAAGAAAGUUAACGGACUUGGUGUCGCUGCUGGUGGCAUGGCAUCAGCUAAAGCUGCAGAUAUACAGGAUGUGGACCAAACUGAAGGAUCCUCCAAAGGAGGUGGAAAGAAGAAGGGCAAGAAGGGGAAAAAGGUUAGCCCUUUAGUUUUGGGAUUUAAUGUUGUGAGUAACCGGAUCAUGAUGGGUGAGAUCCAGACUGUAGAAGAUUAAGAUAAGAUUACAAUUAAAUUUUAUGCAUGAGGUUGUUGCGGUAGAUGUACAUACAUUUUGGUCGCACAUUGUAAAUGCUUUUGUUCGAUUUAGGAUAUUUAUUUCCUACACAGACUGUAGCAGCAUUUAGAUCAAACUUAACCAAUUUUGUUCUCUAAAUUUAGUUGCUUUGACAUUUCGUCAUGAUGAGAUAUUGUGAUUUACCGUAAUUGAAUUCAUUGUCAAGUCAAAAAAA